Engraulis encrasicolus (European anchovy) is the source of this 2415-nucleotide messenger RNA. Its product is annotated as protocadherin alpha-3-like. The coding region runs from base 1 to 2415 and encodes 804 amino acids. Lineage: Eukaryota; Metazoa; Chordata; Actinopteri; Clupeiformes; Engraulidae. The record is from RefSeq and is a predicted model, not a curated record. Gene Ontology annotation, molecular function: calcium ion binding. Gene Ontology annotation, cellular component: plasma membrane. Gene Ontology annotation, biological process: homophilic cell-cell adhesion. The transcript has a single exon.
AUGAAGGACCGGGGGGUUUAUCCGUGGAUUUAUUCCUUUUUGGUGUGUCAUCUCUGCAGUUUUUCGUUUGGACAAACGGUGUACUCUGUUUCAGAGGAGACAAACACGGGGACGACGGUGGGGAAUUUGGCGAAGGAUUUACAUCUUGAUGUGAGGGACCUUUCUGCUCGAGGAUUUCAAUUAGUGUCUGGACCUAAUGAGAGGUAUUUUGAUGUUAAUAUCAGGACUGGGAUCUUGCUCACGAAAGAGCGGAUAGACAGAGAUGAGCUAUGCGGAGAAAGCAGCAAAUGCACAUUAGAGUUGGAGGCAAUAGCUAGCUCGCCUGUGAGUAUGUAUCGCAUUGAAAUAAAUGUCUUGGAUAUAAAUGACAAUUCACCGAUAUUUCCUACAGCGGUAGACUAUUUGAACAUUUCUGAGGUAGCUCUUCCAGGAGAGAGGUUUAUUCUACCGAGGGCAUAUGAUGCCGAUGUGGGUAGCAACUCAGUGAAAGGCUAUAAGCUGCAGAACAAUGAACAUUUCUCUCUCGAUGCACAGAAUGGGGAGGAAGACGCCUCGCCCGAGCUAGUGCUGACCAAAGCUUUAGACCGAGAGAAACAGUCUACAAUACCACUCACAUUAACUGCUUUUGAUGGUGGAAAACCAGCCAAGUCUGGUACGUUGAAAAUUGUUGUUAAUGUAGAAGAUAUUAAUGACAAUAUUCCAGUGUUCAGCAAACAGCUCUACAAAGCUCGUGUAACAGAAAAUGCUCCGAAGGGUACAUCUGUCAUCUCUGUCCACGCGACCGACUUAGACGAAGGAACAAAUGCUGAUUUAGUUUAUUCAUUUUCAGCACGCGACAACAAACAUUUAGAUCUGUUUUCUAUUGACCCAGACAGCGGCUUGAUCACAGUUAAAGGGGAUAUAGAUCACGAAACAGACCGCGCCAUUGAAAUUCGCAUUCAGGCUAAAGAUAGAAGCUCAAAGCCACGCGCGGGGCUUUGCAAAGUGUUGGUUGAGGUUAUAGACAUAAAUGAUAACGUGCCAGAAUUGUCUGUAACAUCCUUACUUAGCACGAUGAAAGAGGAUGCCACUGUGGGAACAAUGGUGGGACUUAUAACAGUCAAAGACGAUGAUGCCGGUUCAAACGGAGCCGUGAACCUAAACAUACUCGGCUCGGUGCCAUUUAAGAUAGAAAACACAUACAAAAACAAGUAUUCCUUGUUACUGAACGGCCCUUUAGAUAGGGAGACCGUCUCGCAGUAUGGCAUCACCAUAAUAGCCAGAGACGAGGGCACCCCUUCUCUCUCCAGCAGUAUUGUUCUCACAGUAGACAUGGCGGAUGUGAAUGACAACGCACCACACUUCCCAGACCCGGUCAUAAAUGUGUAUGUGAAAGAGAACAGUCCGGUCGGCGGUGUCAUUUACACGGCGUCCGCUGUUGAUUUGGAUGUGGACGACAACGCUAAAAUUUCCUAUUCAAUGCUCGAGGGCGUAAAGGGAAGUCCUGCCGCGACGUCUUUUGUUAAUAUAAAUGCAGAUAGUGGUGAAAUAUAUGCCCUGCAGUCGUUUAAUUUUGAAGAAAUGAAAACUUUUCAAUUUCAAAUUGUAGCAAAAGAUGCUGGUGUACCCUCUCUGAGCAGCAAUGCAACAGUACAUGUAUUUAUUUUAGACGAGAACGACAACAGUCCAAGCAUUCUCCUCCCAUAUUCGCAACAUGGCUCUGUUAACAGUGAGAAUAUCCCGUAUACAGCAGAGGCUGGAUACUUUGUGGCCAAAGUUAGAGCAGUGGACGCAGACUCUGGAUAUAACGCGCUGCUUUCUUACCACAUCUCUGAACCCAAAGGAAAUAAUCUCUUCCGAAUCGGAACCAGCAGUGGUGAGAUCAGGACAAAGAGGAAGAUGAGUGACAAUGACAUUAAAACUCACCCUCUGGUCAUUUUGGUUUCGGAUCAUGGUGAACCAUCGCUCUCAGCUACAGUGUCUAUUGAUGUUGUGGUUGCUGAGAGCUCUGGCGACAACCAGACUCCUUUCAGACAUGUACCAAGGACUACUGACGACAGUUUUUCUGCCUUGAAUUUCUAUUUGCUCAUCGCCAUUGUCUCAGUGUCCGUCAUCUUUCUACUGAGUCUCAUCACGUUGAUAGCUGUGAAAUGCCAUAAAUCAGACAGCAGCCUCAGUGGCUACAACCCCCCAAUGAUCACCACACAUCCUGAUGGAACCUGGUCUUACUCCAAAUCUACACAGCAGUAUGACGUCUGCUUUAGCUCAGACACACUGAAGAGUGACAUGGUAGUUUUCCCUGCGCCGUUUCCGCCUGCUGACGCAGAGUUGAUUAGUAUCAAUGGAGGAGACACUUUUAAUCAGACUCAAACACUACCAACCAGAGAAAAGGUAAGUCCAUUGCACAGUGACAAAUUGUUUCCCUCUUUGCUGUGA